UGAGCUGUAGCCAAUCAGAGACGCCUGCUGCUGUUACGGAGAGACAACUGCGGAGAGUUGGGCAGUGGAGAGAUAGCACACACACGACUGAUAACAGCGAGAAACACACGCAGAACAUCGCUGCAGAAGUUGGCAAAGGAUCAUGAAGGAGGACAAGGAAAACACGCGUCCCAGAGAAAAGAAAGUGGAAAUAAAAUGUGAUGAAGAUGAAAAGCCAGAGAAGCCAAAUAAAGAGAAGAAGGAGGCUUUGACAAAGGUAGUUAGUUACUUUUAUUAUUUGUUUACCUGUGACUUAUUAGAUGCCGAUUACAAAACUUUUUUGGAGUUCUACAAUGGUGAUGAGGAAAAAUUCCCUUCCAACCCUGAGACAUUACUUGAGGAAAUUGAGGCCAAGACAAAGGAACUUAGUGCUAAAAAAACCACACCCCUCUUGGACUUCCUUAAAAAUAAACAGAGGAUUAGAGAAGAAAAGAAAGAAGAGAGGAGACGGAGAGAACUAGAACGUAAACGCCUGCGAGAUGAAGAGAGGCGUAAGUGGAGAGAGGAGGACAGAAGAAAAAGAAAAGAGGCUGAGAAAUUUAAAAAAGGAGAAAAGGCAUCUGAUAAGGACCAACCUAAAGAUGAACAGCCAAAAAUUAAGCUCUUGAAAAAAACAGAGAAAGCAGAUGAUGGUGAUACUGAGAAGCCAAAGGAAAAGCCCAAGAAACAAGACAGAGAGAAACAGAAGGAAGAUCGACCUUCUGGAGGAGGAGACACAAAGAAGCGGCAGAAUGGUGAACACCGAGAGGAGAAAGGGGGAAAGUCAGAGGAUAGUGGGCAUAAAAAUUACAGAGCUCGUGAUGGAGACCGAGAACGAGACCGGGACAGAGAGAGAGAGCGAAGACAGAAAGAAAAAGAACGUAUCAGAAGGCAGGAUGAAGAACGGAGGAAAAGGGAACGUCAUGAUGGAGAAAACACCUACAGAAAGAGAGAUGAGGAGGGGAAGAAGGACAAGGAGCGUGUUUGGGAGAAAAGAAAGAAUGAAAACACUGGAGAGUCCUCCGUUAAUGCUCACCCUGAAAAGCCAUCAAAGGACAGCAAAAAAGAAGACAGUGCCAAAAAAGACCGUCUGAGAAAUAAGGAUCGGCCUGCAAUUCAGCUGUACCAGCCUGGGGCGAGGAGCCGUAACCGGGGCGGAGGAGGAACAGGAGGAGAUGGACAGGGCAGAGCUACUAAUAAACACUUUUAUUGGCUUUCACUGAGCUUUUACGUUCCUUCUCAUGAAGGAUAA
Molecule: messenger RNA, 1270 nt
Organism: Sinocyclocheilus grahami
Lineage: Eukaryota; Metazoa; Chordata; Actinopteri; Cypriniformes; Cyprinidae
Product: regulator of nonsense transcripts 3B-like
Exons: 8
Coding region: 143-1270 (375 amino acids)
Biological process (GO): positive regulation of translation; nuclear-transcribed mRNA catabolic process, nonsense-mediated decay
Cellular component (GO): cytoplasm; nucleolus
Molecular function (GO): mRNA binding
Source: RefSeq, a predicted model, not a curated record